AUGCAAAUGUCGAAAAAGGGACCUAAUAUGUCGGGCAAUCCGGUUGACGACCGGCGCCGUCCUACGUCCGGGGUAGACGGUGGGAAAUUGGCUACCGGGCAUGUAGGUGUGGACCACUGGGCAAUACAUGCGAAUAAGGCGACCAGCGAUGACAGUAAACUCAACGGCCGAGCGGAGUCUCGCCUGGCGACCUGGAACGUUCGGGGACUGCUGCAGACGGGAAAACUGGAUAUACUGAAGAAAGAACUCGAAAGAAACAGGGUGAAGAUAGCAGGAAUCUCGGAGACACAUUGGCGCGGAAGAGGUCACUUUAGGAGCAACAACUUUGCAAUAUACUUCUCUGGACCCGAUGACGCAAGCCGCAACGGGGUGGCCUUUAUGGUGCACGGCACACUGGCUAGGGCGGUCCUCGGCUAUGAAACCGUCAGUGACCGUAUAAUAUCAAUACGCCUCAAGGCGAAACCGUGCACACUAAAUAUUAUCCAAGUCUAUGCACCCACCUCUGAGGCAGAUGAGGAAGACAUGGAUAACUUCUACAGCUCUCUACAAAGGAUUAUUGAGAAAAUACCCAAUAGAGAAGUCACCAUAAUCAUGGGAGACUGGAACGCUAAGGUGGGACGCACUGACGGCGAUAAUCACAUCCGCGAUGUGCUGGGGAGAUACGGCAUAGGAAUACGGAACGACAGAGGUUCCAGGCUCAUCCAGUUCUGUAUUGAUAACAACCUCGCGAUUGCAAAUACAAUGUUCAAACAGCACAUAAGGAAACAAUACACGUGGACGUCGCCGGAUAAUCGCACCAAGAACCAAAUUGAUUACAUUUUGAUCAAAAGUCGCUGGAAAUCGGCCGUUCUCUCAGCGAAGACACUACCUGGAGCGGACUGCGGUACGGAUCAUAGGCUGCUGACUUUCAAGUUUAGGACGAGGAUGAGGAGCUGCAGAAAAACAACAACCAAAAGCAAGUUACCACCAAUUACCGACAAACAAGCCUUCCAAAAUGGGCUAAAAAAGGAAAUAGAGCGAGACGACAUAGAAGAAUUGGACAAUCCUGAUGAUCUGUGGGAACGGCUCAAAACAGCGAUCAAAACAACAAUAACUGGCACGCAAAAACCAAAAGAGAGCCCAAGGAAACGCGAGUGGAUAUCUGACAGCACCUACAGGCUGAUAGAAGAAAGAAGGAAAUUGCUAGCCGCCGGCCUAAAUAGUACCGAAGCAGUGGAUAAAUAUAAAAAGAUAUCAUCUGACAUUCAAAAAAACUGUAGGAAGGACAAAAACAACCUAUUGAAUGGGAUUUGCGCAGACAUCCAACUCCAUGCAGACCGUCUUCAACCUGGGGAUGUAUUCCACAAAAUCAAACUAAUCACACGAAAAUUCAAACCACGCACGUGGACCAUCUAUGAUGAAAACGGUACAUCAAUCACGGAUAUCGGAGACAUAAUGGAGGUAUGGAGAAGGUACUGUGAGAGGCUGUAUAGAGAGGAAGAGGACGCAGUGACUGAUUGCCUAGAGAAAUAUGAACAGGAACCACAUAGUCUGCUGGAAGAGACGGAAAGAGCCAUACGAAAGCUUGCUAACAAUAAGGCCACCGGAGUAGAUUAG
This is a messenger RNA of Solenopsis invicta (red fire ant), 1596 nucleotides long. RefSeq names its product craniofacial development protein 2-like. The transcript has a single exon. Gene Ontology annotation, cellular component: nucleus. The coding region runs from base 1 to 1596 and encodes 531 amino acids. Lineage: Eukaryota; Metazoa; Arthropoda; Insecta; Hymenoptera; Formicidae. The record is from RefSeq and is a predicted model, not a curated record. Gene Ontology annotation, molecular function: catalytic activity. Gene Ontology annotation, biological process: chromatin remodeling.